AUGAAUAACCAACCUUCUUAUCGUAUACAUCCAAAAUCUAAACUCCAACUAAAUGAUACACAUAAACCUUCUGCCUUUCAGUACCACACAGCUUAUCCACGCAACUACCGCUUUAUCAUCAACCAUAAAGACACCUGCACAACCAUGAACCCUUUCUUGGUCCUGAUGGUUCCAGUAGCACCACACAACAUGGCAGCGCGUGAUGCCAUCCGGAAGACAUGGGGCAGAGAGAAAGUGAUCCAGGGUGAGAAGGUCCUGACUCUUUUUGUGCUCGGCCUCCCUAGUAAGAACAUCGAUGAGCUUCAGGAGAAGGUCCGGCAGGAGAAUCUACUGUACGACGACCUGAUCCAAAGUAACUUUAUUGACAGUUACUUCAAUCUGACCAUCAAAACUAUGGUGAUCAUGGACUGGCUGGCAACCCAUUGCCAUACAGCAGCAUAUGGCAUGAAGAUUGACUCAGACAUGUUCCUGAACAUUGACAAUCUGAUCAUAAUGUUACACAAGCCAGACAUCCCUAAGGUGAACUACUUAACCGGAAGCAUUGUAUGGAACAGGCCUGUUGUUCGUGCAAAUAACUCUAAAUGGUACGUCCCCAAAGAGAUGUAUCCCGAGGACACAUACCCACCUUACACUGUGGGCAUGGGGUAUAUCUUCUCCAAUGAUCUUCCAGAGAAGUACGUGGAGAUUUCAAAAACAUUCAAACCUUUUUACGUCGAAGACGCUUACAUCGGAAUGUGCAUGAAACAGUUAGGUCUUGAACCCACGUCACCACCAGAUCCCUGGCAGUUCCAGACCUUUAACAUAAAGUAUAACCGAUGUGAAUAUUCCAAGAUCAUCACAUACAUUCUUGAGACUUCAGAGGAGUUGAAGCGAUACUGGAGAGACUUGAAAACACCCGGCUCACCGUGCUAAGACAAGGAUUACUACAAAAAUACGUGUUGGGUGGCAGGGAAUUGGAAAGUAAGCAACUUUCAAUUGGGACAACCUGAAGGGAACAACU
Molecule: messenger RNA, 1000 nt
Organism: Thalassophryne amazonica
Lineage: Eukaryota; Metazoa; Chordata; Actinopteri; Batrachoidiformes; Batrachoididae
Product: beta-1,3-galactosyltransferase 2-like
Exons: 1
Coding region: 1-912 (303 amino acids)
Cellular component (GO): membrane
Molecular function (GO): N-acetyl-beta-D-glucosaminide beta-(1,3)-galactosyltransferase activity
Source: RefSeq, a predicted model, not a curated record